Molecule: messenger RNA, 1645 nt
Organism: Helianthus annuus (common sunflower)
Lineage: Eukaryota; Viridiplantae; Streptophyta; Magnoliopsida; Asterales; Asteraceae
Product: AAA-ATPase At3g50940
Exons: 2
Coding region: 45-1529 (494 amino acids)
Molecular function (GO): ATP hydrolysis activity; ATP binding
Source: RefSeq, a predicted model, not a curated record
GUUGUAGUUCUUAGUUUCCUUACCAACAACUUCACAUUUUCAAAAUGCUUUCCCCCUCAACUAAAUCCAAAAUUGGCACAGCCAAAACAAUCAUGUCCACCGUAGGUUCCAUCGCAGCCGCGGUAAUGGUAGUCCGCAGCGUCUCCCACGAUUACUUGCCACCUGAGUUUCAAGAGUUCAUGUAUCUCAGCUUCCGUAACUUUAUCAACAAGUUCUCCACACAGCUAACAAUGGUCAUUUACGAGUUCGAAGGAAUUAGGGACAACGAAAUCUACACCGCCACACAACUUUACCUAGCAGACCGAAUAUCCCCCGAUAUCCACCGUUUAAAAGUCACAAAAAACGCUAACGAGCAACACAUUAAUGUUGCAAUGGAGAUCAAUGAGGAGUAUAUAGAUACUUAUAAUGGAGUCAAAUUCAGUUGGUCUUUGGUUUCCAAAAAGAACCCAACUAGAGAAUGUCAAACUUAUGAUGAGGAAGACAACGUAUCUACCCGAACAGAUCUUCGAUCGCUGGAACUCACGUUUCAUUCGAAACACAAAGAUCUGGCGUUAAACGACUACUUACCGUAUAUUAUCAACUACGCGAAGGUGAAGAAACAAAACUUGAAAACACUAAAGCUAUUCACGGUAGACAGAAGAAUGUUAAGCUAUUCGAGAUAUAAGGUGUGGACAUCGGUGAAUCUGGAUCAUCCUGCUAGCUUUGAGACGGUUGCGAUGGACACCGGAGUCAAGGAGAUGGUGAUGAAGGAUUUGGAUAGGUUUUUAGAGAGGAGAGAGUAUUAUCGAAAAGUCGGAAAGGCGUGGAAGAGAGGGUACUUGUUGUACGGUCCUCCAGGGACCGGGAAAUCGAGCUUGAUUGCUGCUAUGGCGAAUUAUUUGAAUUUUGAUGUAUAUGAUUUGGAGUUGACUGAUGUUAAGUCGAACUCGGAUCUCAGGAGGUUGUUAGUGGAGACGGCGAACCGGUCGAUAUUGGUGGUGGAGGAUAUUGAUUGCUCGGUGGAGUUGCAUGAUCGGGUGCUAGCAGAAGGCGCGAAAGGUGUGGCUACUAAUAAUCAACAACGGGGUAAAGGUGAAGAUCGAGUUAAGGUAACAUUGUCAGGGUUUCUUAAUUUUGUUGACGGAUUAUGGUCAAGUUGUGGUGACGAGAGAAUCAUCAUAUUCACGACAAACAGGAAGGACAAACUUGAUCCGGCACUCAUUCGUCCAGGUCGUAUGGAUGUUCAGAUCCACAUGUCCUACUGCACCCCGAGCGGGUUUCGAUUGUUAGCCUCCAACUAUCUUAGUAUCACCGAACAUUGUCAUUUUGAAGAAAUUGAGAAACUGAUGUCCGAGGUGGAGGUUACCCCUGCUGAAGUAGCUGAACAACUUCUGAAAGAUAAUGACCCUGACAUUGCUCUUGGUGGUCUCCUUGAUUUUCUUUAUGUAAAAAUGAAGGAGAUUGAAGAGGCCAAAGCAAGGUUAAAAGAAGAAGAAUUGAUUGCAAAAGAAAAUGACAAGAAGCAACAAGGGGUUAAACUGGAUAUUUAAGAAGUUUGGGUAUUUACUAUUUGACUAUUCUAAGGAAUAACAAUGUUACUUGCAUGCAUCCAUAUGUUAUCAAGAAUCAUCAUGAAAUAAAGUAGAAAUAAUUACAUAUUUUUUUA